Molecule: messenger RNA, 1599 nt
Organism: Eurytemora carolleeae
Lineage: Eukaryota; Metazoa; Arthropoda; Copepoda; Calanoida; Temoridae
Gene: l(2)37Cd
Product: general transcription factor 3C polypeptide 5
Exons: 6
Coding region: 95-1498 (467 amino acids)
Biological process (GO): transcription initiation at RNA polymerase III promoter
Cellular component (GO): transcription factor TFIIIC complex
Source: RefSeq, a predicted model, not a curated record
AUUGAGUCCCACUUUCAGAUCCUGAAUACCUUUCUCACAGAUCCAAUAGAUUUUACGUGAGUUUGUCAAUCCUUUAUUUCUCAUCAGCAGCAAAAUGGCUACAGAAGCUGAACCAAACGAAGUGGGUGAGUCUCCAGGUUUGGUUUGUAUCGAAUAUCCUGGAGUUGUAGAGAAUCCUGAGAAAGCCGUCCGAACCCUAGGUGGUCUAGAUAAUAUUGGACUUGUUCUCUCCGAACCCAACCGUAGACUGGAGCUGAGGUUCAGAUCUGAGGAUGUUUAUUGUAAACCUACUUGUGGGGAAAGACAUCAAUGUUCUUCGUUUGUUGUCAAAGUGAAGAGAAAGAAGUUAAAGAAGGGAGUGAAAGAUAAACCUGAAUAUAUCCAUGAAACUAAACUGGUUGGAUUAGUAGACUCUUGUUUCCGAUUUUCAAACCUCUGCGAUUUCCAGUACCUGCCUAUGGAGAAGGACGAAGAAGGUAAACUGUCCUCGUUGUAUCCGAAGGUUUUCUUCCAAAACCUGGUUUCCAGUGAUUGGAUUGAGAAGGAAGCUCCGCUCUUCAUCCCUCCAGCAGUUUUCUCUAGGAUGGAUGCUCCACAGGAUUAUCAGUUUCGACGUGAGGCGUCUGCGGAGAAGUCUUCAGGAACUCCGCACAAUAUAAUCGGUAGAACUAGACAAAGACGAUCUCAUCACGCAAUCUUCGUAACCUACGACGUAGAGAAGGUUCCAGAGAACCCCAGGGAUAUAGCCAUUAGUCAGAUGAAAAUCAAGUUUAUCGACAAGGAACGGUUUGAUAUUGUGGAGAAGAAUUUUAAGGAGCGUCCUAUAUGGUCAAAGAAUGCACUGCAUGCAAUAACAAGGAUAGCCUCGGACAGGUUAAAGUUUAUCCUGCCUGCUCUAGCAUACUACUUUACCACAGGACCCUGGAGAAAUCAGUGGAUUAAGUUCGGAUACGAUCCUAGACUGGAUUCAUCAGCUGGCAGAUAUCAAACCCUGGAUUACAGGGUAAGGUUGCAGGGUGGAGCUAGACAUAAAGUUGCGGCUAAACGAAGCUACGCUAACUACCUUCUACCCUAUAAAGCAACUAACUGGUCUAAACCAAGAACAUCACUCAUCAAUAAAUCUGCGUUCCCUGGAGCUGAGAAUGAGAGGAAGAAUGAGGAGGUUGAGACGGAGGAGGACAGGGAGAAGAUGAUUGAUGUUUUCAAGUUCAGGAAAGGACGGAUACCACCUUACAGACAAAUGUUCUAUCAGUAUUGUGAUAUAGAGAUUGAAUCUGCGCAAGAACUGUUGGAGCGAAACCACAGUGAAACCUGCUCUGAGCGGUCUGGAUGGUUUAAUCCUGGAACAGAGGAAAAACUGAGAAACCUUCUCACCGAAAUCAUCAACACGCAUAUUUCAGAGGAAAGGUUGAAGGAAAUAGAAUCAGAGCUUGACGAGAGAGCGGAAGAUCAGAUUGAGAAUCAUACCGGGGACGAUUCAGAUUCAGAUCUUGAGUAAAAAAUGUGCCUGAAAUAAAAAUUCAAUACUUUCACAUCUAAAAUGGCGUCUUAACGACAAUACUUGUUAUAUUGAUUUAACUCUGUAUUUAAUUUCUCACG